AUGGUGUUUGCUAGCGAGUUGUGGCCAUCGCCAAAGCCCGCUGCCGCUGCGUCAACGGCGAGCGGAAAGUCGCCGCCGGUGUCUGCCUCGGGGAGUGCUGCUGCUCUUGACCCUCCUGCACUCUCUGCUCCUGCUGUUGCGCCGCCUAUCCCCGUGAACUCUGCGGCACUGACUGCCGCUGCUGAUCCUGCUCCACCAGAUGCCCCCGUUCUUAACGCCCCGAUGGUUGCAGCUGCCCCUGAUGGCGUCAUGGCAUCGCAACCAGUGGUGUCUGCCACCACUGACGGCCCGGGCCAGGUAGCGGUCUCUUUUGCUCCCGCCCCUCCGCCUGCGUCGCCGCACGUGCAGGCCCCAGACGUCCUGGCGGUUCCUGAUCCUGCGCCGCUUGCUGCUGCCCCGCCUGCUCAGCGUCCGCCCUCUCCAUGUAGCCGGCAGCAUCGGCCACACUCCCCUGCACCUCGUGACGAGCAGGAGAGGUCGCGGCGGCGACAUAACUCUCCUCGGCGCCGUGGUUCCCAGGCAAACUGGGCUGCCUCACGCGGUGGUCGCGGUGGCUGGUGGGGAGGGCGCGGUCGUGGUGAUGACUGGGGGUAUGAUCGGCCGGUGUCGAUGGCCGAUCUGCAGCGAGCUGUUUCUGCUGCGGUGCGCGAGGAGCGGAACGGGCAGGCAAGCCAGAGCAAUUUGCCUCACGUCGCUCCAACGCAUGCGUCCCUUCCUCCAGCUGCGCCAUAUGCGCCGGCGCCUCCUCUUCCCCAAUCGGCCGUUCCUCCUCCUCAUGCCCCCUCUGCAUCUGCUGCUGCUCUGGGGAACCGUAUGCGCCUGCCGUGGGUUCCUCUAGUGGCGGGUAUGGAGUUUGUGACCGUGGCAGGGGGACCCGUGACGGGUCAGUAUCCAUCUCUGUUGCCCGUCGCUCCUGCUCCGCCGUCUACUGCGCCACCUCAUCAGUCGCUGGUGGGGCCCUCUCAUUCCGCUGUGGUGCCGGAGGCUUCUCUGGGGCAGCUGUGGCACCUCUCUGAGGGUCUGCGGGUUGUUCACCUGAUUCAGGUGUAUGGUCACGCGGCUCUCGCCCAGGGUGUUCCUCUGGACAUUGGCCCUUGGGACGAGUGCCUAGAUGCCGCUGAUCGGCUGGGCGAGCUCCUGGCGCCCGUGUUGGCUGCGCCCGCGCGGGGUGGAGUUGCGGGCGUUGGACAGCUUGGGAUGGCAGUCCGUGGUCUGCGUCGUUUUUUGCGCGCAGGGACUGCAGUCGACUUGAUCGACGCAACCACAGUGGUGGUGCGCGAGCUUCAUCGCUCUCUGAUGGGUUUUCUCGCCGUCCUUGAUGCGGAUCAGAUGUAG
Closterium sp. Naga37s-1 is the source of this 1335-nucleotide messenger RNA. The record is from the annotation of a GenBank genome assembly. Lineage: Eukaryota; Viridiplantae; Streptophyta; Zygnematophyceae; Desmidiales; Closteriaceae.